Molecule: messenger RNA, 1684 nt
Organism: Cyprinus carpio (common carp)
Lineage: Eukaryota; Metazoa; Chordata; Actinopteri; Cypriniformes; Cyprinidae
Exons: 2
Coding region: 437-1597 (386 amino acids)
Source: RefSeq, a predicted model, not a curated record
CAUUUGCAAAGUCUUACAGCGUCUUCAAGAAUCAGGCUUAAGAGUAAAGAAAUGUAAAUGUGAGUGGGGACAAACACGGAUUGAGUACCUGGGUCAUGUGAUCGAUGAAAAAGGGGUGUAUCCGACAAAAGACAAGGUAAAAGCUAUUCAAGAUGCGCCAGCACCAUCAAAUGUGAAGGAACUACGAGCUUUUUUAGGUUUGGUAAAUUAUUAUGGACGCUUUGUACCACAGCAGAGCACAGUGUUGGCACCACUGUAUAGACUGUUGAAAGAACAAACUGCUUGGUGCUGGGGGAAAAAGGAACAAGGUGCUUUUAGUAGAUGUAAAGAAUUGCUCACCAGUGACAAAGUGCUAGUAUACUAUGAUCCACAACUGCCUUUGACUUUAGCAUGUGAUGCUUCCGCUUAUGGAAUUGGUGCGGUGCUUCAGCACAUCAUGCCAAAUGGUGACGAGCAUCCCAUUGCAUAUGCUUCACGUACUUUGUCCCCUGCUGAAAAGAAAUAUUCACAGAUUGAGAAGGAAGCUUUGAGUGUGAUCUAUGGAGUUAAAAAAUUCCAUCAGUAUCUUUGGGGAAGAUCUUUUAAUUUGAUAACUGAUCAUAGACCAUUAGUGACUCUGUUUGGUGAACAUAAGCAUUUCCCAAUGAUGGCUGCCGCUCGCAUUCAGCGGUGGGCGAUAAUUUUGUCGGCAUAUGAUUAUCAUAUCAUGUAUCGCAAGGCAGAAGAUCAUGGAAAUGCAGAUGGCUUGUCACGAAUUCCAUUACCUGAAAUUACCGAUGUAGGAACAGAAGCCAUUUCAGCAAAUAUCAACACACUUUUGACAAACCAUCUUCAAGAAGCUCCUCUAAAUGCAGCACAGAUUGCCAGAAUGACAAGAACAGAUCAAGAACUUUCUAAAGUGUUUCGUUAUGUCAUGGAAGGUUGGCCAAUUGAAGUGUCAGAUGAUUUGAAAGUAUUCUACGCGAAAAGAGAUGAACUGUCAGUAGAACAGGGAUGUCUGCUAUGGGGCACACGAGUGAUUGUACCAUUCAAAUUUCGAAAAUCAGUGUUACAGGAAAUUCACUCAGGACACCCUGGCAUUGUUAAAAUGAAAGCUCUGACUCGUAAAUACGUGUGGUGGCCUAAAAUUGAUACGGAUAUAGAAAGAGUUUGCAAGGAGUGUCAAAUCUGUCAACAAGAACAAAGAAUGCCAAGUCACGUCCCUCUUCAUCCUUGGGAAUUCCCGGGUGAGUGUUGGAAAAGGUUGCAUGUGGAUUUUGCUGGUCCGUUCUUGAACAACAUGUUUAUGAUCAUUGUUGAUGCUCAUUCUAAAUGGUUGGAAGUUUUUCGUAUGUCACAGAUUACUUCUCAAGCUACUAUUACCAGAUUGAAGAGAUUGUUUUCUGCAUAUGGAUUACCUGAACAAAUCGUGACUGAUAAUGCAACUACUUUUACUUCUGAUGAAUUCCAAAGAUUUGUGAAGCAGAAUGGUAUUAUGCAUACCAGAAGUGCACCAAAACACCCAGCAACAAAUGGAUUGGCAGAAAGAUAUGUCCAGACGUUCAAGAGGGAGACACAUCCGCACCAGGCUGGACUUCCUGAAACCAAACAUUCAUGAGACGGUUCGCAGAAAACAGUAUUUGCAGAAAAAUCAACAUGACUAUCGGGCAAGAGAGAGAUCCUUUGCUGUGGAUGAUUCUGUUUU